CGCGGGCCCCGGAUAUUUGUGUCAGCGCUGCCGCCACGGUCUCAGCUGAUGGGUCGGGAUACACGCUCGCGCUCGCGGUCGGCUGGUCGUAGGGGCCGCAGGCAACGGAGCGGGAGUCGGAGCCGAAGUCGGAGCGGGAGCCAUGGGCGGCGAAACCGCCGGCGCCGGGACGACGAAGUACGGCGCAGGCGGAGGAGGCAGAGCCGAGAGCGCCGGUCAGAUUCGGAGGAAGAAAGGUGGCAGCGGCGAAAGAAGCAGAGCCCGAGCCCACUGCCGCCGCGCUGGCGCUCACAGGAGCGGUCCUCUCAGUCCGACUCCGAUGACGGGCGGCAGGAGCAGCAGCGGGGCCGAUGGGCCCGCCGGCGGCGGACGCGCUCUUGGUCCCCCGGCUCCUCGGCAUCCAGCUCGGCCUCCCCAGCCCGCUCCCAGAGCCCUCGGGAGGCGGCGGCGGCCCUGAGCCAACAGCAGAGCUUGCAGGAGCGGCUGCGGCUGCGGGAGGAGCGGAAGCAGCAGGAGGAGCUGAUGAAGGCCUUCGAGACGCCCGAGGAGAAGCGGGCCCGGCGGCUGGCCAAGAAGGAGGCCAAGGAGCGGAAGAAGCGGGAGAAGAUGGGCUGGGGCGAGGAGUACAUGGGCUACACCAACACCGACAACCCCUUCGGCGACAACAACCUCCUGGGCACCUUCAUCUGGAACAAGGCCCUGGAGAAGAAGGGGAUCAGCCACCUGGAGGAGAAGGAGCUGAAGGAGCGGAACAAGAGAAUCCAAGAGGACAACCGCCUGGAGCUGCAGAAGGUGAAGCAGCUGCGGCUAGAGCGGGAGCGCGAGAAGGCCAUGCGGGAGCAGGAGCUGGAGAUGCUGCAGCGGGAGAAGGAGGCGGAGCACUUCAAGACGUGGGAGGAGCAGGAGGACAACUUCCACCUGCAGCAGGCCAAGCUGCGCUCUAAGAUCCGCAUCCGGGACGGGCGGGCUAAGCCCAUCGACCUGCUGGCCAAGUACAUCAGCGCCGAGGACGAUGACCUGGCUGUGGAGAUGCAUGAGCCGUACACCUUCCUCAACGGCCUCACCGUAGCGGACAUGGAGGACCUGCUGGAGGACAUCCAGGUGUACAUGGAGCUGGAGCAGGGCAAGAACGCGGACUUCUGGCGGGACAUGACCACCAUCACGGAAGACGAGAUCGCCAAGCUCCGCAAGCUGGAGGCCUCGGGCAAGGGCCCCGGGGAGCGGCGAGAGGGGGUCAAUGCCUCAGUCAGCUCCGACGUGCAGUCGGUCUUCAAGGGCAAGACGUACGGCCAGCUGCGGGUCAUCUUCCAGGGCAUCGAGGGCAAAAUCCGGGCCGGGGGCCCCAACCUGGACAUGGGCUACUGGGAGAGCCUCCUGCAGCAGCUCCGCGCCCACAUGGCACGAGCCAGGCUCCGGGAGCGGCACCAGGACGUGCUGCGACAGAAGCUGUACAAGCUGAAGCAGGAGCAGGGCGUGGAGAGCGAGCCCCUCUUCCCCAUCCUCAAGCAGGAGCCCCCGUCACCUGGCCACAGCUUGGAGCCCGAGGACCCAGCGCCCACCCCGCCCGGGCCCUCGUCAGAGGGCGGCUCCGGGGAUCCUGAGGCCGAAGGGGCCGUGCCCGCGGAGGGCGAGGCAGAUGGGGAGGCGGUGCUCAUGGAGGAGGACCUGAUCCAGCAGAGCCUGGACGACUACGACGCCGGCAAGUACAGCCCCCGGCUGCUCACGGCGCACGAGCUGCCGCUGGACGCGCACGUGCUGGAGCCCGACGAGGACGCGCAGCGGCUGCAGCUGUCCCGCCAGCAGCUCCAGGUCACAGGCGACGCCAGCGAGAGCGCCGAGGACAUCUUCUUCCGGCGGGCCAAGGAGGGCAUGGGCCAGGACGAGGCGCAGUUCAGCGUGGAGAUGCCGCUGACGGGCAAGGCCUACCUGUGGGCCGACAAGUACCGGCCGCGCAAGCCGCGCUUCUUCAACCGCGUGCACACGGGCUUCGAGUGGAACAAGUACAACCAGACGCACUACGACUUCGACAACCCGCCGCCCAAGAUCGUGCAGGGCUACAAGUUCAACAUCUUCUACCCCGACCUCAUCGACAAGCGCUCCACGCCCGAGUACUUCCUGGAGGCGUGCGCCGACAACAAGGACUUCGCCACGCUGCGCUUCCACGCGGGGCCGCCCUACGAGGACAUCGCCUUCAAGAUCGUCAGCCGCGAGUGGGAGUACUCGCACCGCCACGGCUUCCGCUGCCAGUUCGCCAACGGCAUCUUCCAGCUCUGGUUCCACUUCAAGCGCUACCGCUACCGCCGGUGACUGCGGGGCCCCUCCCGGCUGCUGCUGCUGCCGCCGGGCCCGGGCGGGACCUUCCCCUCUCCCAGCAGUGUGGGGUGGGAGGGGAGUCCCGGAGAACC
Mustela erminea (ermine) is the source of this 2405-nucleotide messenger RNA. RefSeq names its product cactin, spliceosome C complex subunit (gene CACTIN). Bases 49 to 2307 code for a protein of 752 amino acids. Gene Ontology annotation, cellular component: spliceosomal complex; cytoplasm. NCBI's taxonomy places the organism in Eukaryota, Metazoa, Chordata, Mammalia, Carnivora, Mustelidae. Gene Ontology annotation, biological process: mRNA cis splicing, via spliceosome; negative regulation of innate immune response. The record is from RefSeq and is a predicted model, not a curated record. The transcript is spliced from 10 exons. Gene Ontology annotation, molecular function: protein binding.